UUAAAUUCUAAAGUAGUAUAUUUUAGGGAAAACUAUCAAAUAAGCCCCCCUAUUUUUUUAAAAAAUCAAUUAAACCCCCAACCCAACUAUCAACCAAUUAAACCCUUAGUACUCCAACAAAAAAUGCAAUUCAGCUUUUUCACCGGUAAAGGAAGGGUGAUUUCCGGUAUUGCUGACAUGGCACUCAUUUAUCCUCCUUUUUUAUACAAAAAAAAUAUAUUACUCCGUAUGUCAUACGUAUAUGUUACUCCGUCUGAAAUAUCAGCAACACUCCAACAGUCCCCCUUCGUCCUCCAUGGCCAGCAAAGGUGGCAAACAAGGAAGAACAAGAAAAGAGGAGGCCUUCGAUGGGGGGGGGGGCAUGACGGAAGGCAUUAUUCAAAACAUAUCAUCUCCGCCGUUGAUUAUGGUGUGUUCCAUGGCCGUCAUUUGUACCCGGACCCUCAUACCUCCAUUAAUGGAGUCACCAUCUCACCAAGGUGCCUCAUACCCCCAAUCUGGAUUUUGAACCCGACCCAUGCCACUUUGGUUCCUCCUCCAUGGUCGUUUUUUGUACCUUACCUCCAUUAAUGAAAUUAUCACCCCCACAAGCUACCUCAUACGAGACUGAAGGACCCGACCCGCUUUGGUUCACCGACCAGAAAAUCGCCGCCGGAAACGAAGGCCCAAGCAGAUCUGAAACAAACGAAAGCCCAAGCAGAUCUGAAACGAUGACGUCUAUCACACCUAUGACCUAUCAAAUGGUGGCUGAUUCUCAUUUUAUUUACUACUGUGAAGAAAUUUUACUCAAAUGGAGAAGAAAAGGGGAAAUAUCAAAGGGGAAGUCUGGAACGAUUGAAACAAAAAGGGAAAAGAGUGAACUUUACCUGAAACCGGGAGGAAACCGGCUAGAAAGCUGAUUUGCAAAUUUUAUAGGAGUAUGAGGGCUUAAUUGAUUUAUAGUUAAGUUGGGGG
This is a messenger RNA of Cuscuta epithymum, 954 nucleotides long. Lineage: Eukaryota; Viridiplantae; Streptophyta; Magnoliopsida; Solanales; Convolvulaceae. The record is from the annotation of a GenBank genome assembly.